This is a messenger RNA of Mercurialis annua (annual mercury), 1060 nucleotides long. RefSeq lists its product as uncharacterized. The record is from RefSeq and is a predicted model, not a curated record. Lineage: Eukaryota; Viridiplantae; Streptophyta; Magnoliopsida; Malpighiales; Euphorbiaceae. The transcript is spliced from 2 exons. The coding region runs from base 53 to 1060 and encodes 335 amino acids.
AUACUUUUGGCGGGUCUUCCUUUAGAAGGUAUUUUUCUAAUCUUUUGUUGUUAUGUUUUUGUUUUGUAGGAUGUCGACUUCUCUUGAACAUUUGCUUGACAAUUUUCAUGUCGAUAUGACUGUAGAUAUGGGCGAGGUCACCAGCGGCGUUCCCAAUCCCUCUACAAUCGCCGUGCCGAAUCCGACGCCUGAUUCGGUGAAUCCUGAUCUUGAUCCUGCUUCUGGCGAUCAAGUUCCUGCUGCGACUUCCGAGUCGCCUCUGCUUCCUUCGAAGGAGUCAGGUCCUUCUCUGAAGGGGUUGCCUACCGCCGGCCAGAAGCGUCCUGCUGAGGACCAGGCUGGAGCUUCUGCCAAGCGUCCCAAGAAGAAGAAAUCUUCUGGGGUGUCUAUUGAGGAGGCGCCUCGGUUUGCUGCUUGGGCGGACGCGCAAAAUCCGCCUCGUCUUUCAAAUGUCGCCAUUCUUCAUGCUUGCAUGGAGAAUAUUAUGAUAAAAGAGGACAUUGAGUCCAUUGAUCGCGAACAUGGCGACAAUUUGGCUGAGUUCGCCUGUCUCGGCGGUUUUUCGGUGGUCCAGUCCAUCGCUGUUUUGGAGCGCCGCCGAAGGGAUGCGGUGGAUCAAUUGAAGAAGCUCCAGAGAGAUUCCGAAUCCUGGCUCUCCGAGAAACAAAAGAUGGAGGAUGAGGCUGGCGAGGCGACUGGUCUGAUCCAACAGCUGAGGUCCUCCGUAUCUACCAAGACUCGGGAGAUUUCCGCUCUAGAGGCUCGGGUUCGAACUUUGUCCGAGGAAGUCGAGUCUCUACAAUCUUCUUCAGGUGCUCUCACUAAGGAGAGGGAUGAUCUGAAGAAAGAAGAGGGGCGUCUCCGCCGGCGAUUGGGUGACUCUGGGAGCUUUUAUUCCCAAGUCAUGACUCAAUACCGGUUGGCGAUCGGGGCAAAGCUGCGGGAGCAGAAUCCUGGCGUCGAUCUUUCUGGAGUCAAUCAGUUGGAUCCUGCUUCUUUGGCGAAGGAGGUGAAGGCGAAGCUUGAUAAGCAGAAGCAAGACACUUUGAAUAAAGCUUAG